AUUCUGAGUCGAUCACUCGAUCCUGAAGUAUCCAACAUGGUUUCCAAGGCUUUUAUCGUUGUCUGCACCGUCGCUUUAGUCCAGGCUGUCUACGGACAGUGCGGAUGCGGCCUCAACAACUACGCCCCGGUGGUCAACCAGGUCAGCCCUGUCGUGGGCUGCGGCAGCAACCUUGGCAUCAACGGCCUUGGCAUCAACAACCUUGGCAUCAACAACUACGCCGGUCUUAACAGCUACGGAAACAUUGGCAACGCCAUCUCCUACCCCGAAUCCGUGUUGAGCAUCUCCAGCGGUUCCUACGUCACUCCCAACGGCAUCAGUAUCCUCGCCGAAAACCUGGAGAUCGGAGGUCAAGUCGGCGUCGCUGGAUCCAUGCCCUUCGUCGGAGCAGUCUCUAUGGGUGGCGUCGCCCCUACCUCUGGUCAAGCUACUGUCGCCUACAACUCUGCCCCUGGUGUGGGCCUCACUGACGCCGGUUGCGGUCAGGGUCUGGCUGGAAACGGCUACGGACUCGGAAACGGUCUUGUCGGAAACGGCUACGGCAUCGGAAACGGUCUGAUCGGAAACGGUCUGAUUGGAAACGGUCUGAUCGGAAACGGUGUCGGCUGCGGAAACGUCGGUUACAUUGGCAACAACCUCGGCAACAACGUUGGCUGUGGGUGCUACUGAUUUGACAUGAAAAAUUGAUCUCAAAAUAAAUCGACCUUGCAAACUUA
Molecule: messenger RNA, 716 nt
Organism: Plutella xylostella (diamondback moth)
Lineage: Eukaryota; Metazoa; Arthropoda; Insecta; Lepidoptera; Plutellidae
Source: RefSeq, a predicted model, not a curated record